UCUUGCAAACAUCCGCUGUGCCUUGCAGGAUUAUGAAAGCAUGAUUAGGGACUACUGUAUAACUGCGCCACUGAACUAAAGCAGGUCGAUGGCCCUGGUUGGAUGGCUUAUUUAGGACCUCGGCUGGGACCGUCGCGCAUUAUUGUCCCCGGUGUGUCCGUGUUCAGAUUCCUCGGCUCGGUCGUGAUGGACGACAUGGGUCUGGCGAUGAGUCGUUCCUCGUUGGAGCGGCUCAACUUUGACAACGCCGCGCUCAGGAAACUUCCCCUUGACCCGUCCGAGGAGCCCGGAGUGCGGCAGGUGAAGGGAGCGUGUUUCUCCCGGGUGAAGCCGCAGCCGCUGACCAAGCCUCGGUUCGUGGCCGUGUCGCACGAAGCCCUGGCGCUGCUGGGGCUCAGUGGGGAGGAGGUCGUGAACGAUCCGCUCGGACCGGAGUAUCUCAGCGGCUCCAAAGUGAUGCCCGGAUCCGAGCCCGCCGCUCACUGCUACUGCGGCCACCAGUUCGGCCAGUUCGCCGGGCAGCUGGGCGACGGAGCGGCCUGCUACCUCGGAGAGGUGACGGUGCCAGCAGACCAGGAUCCCGAGCUGCUGAGAGAAAACCCGAGCGGCCGCUGGGAGAUUCAGGUGAAGGGGGCAGGACUGACUCCUUAUUCCAGACAAGCUGAUGGCCGUAAGGUCCUGCGCUCUAGUAUAAGAGAGUUCCUUUGCAGCGAGGCGAUGUUCUUCCUGGGUGUGCCCACCACCAGAGCAGGCUCCGUUGUGACCUCCGACAGCAAGGUCAUACGAGAUGUAUAUUACAGCGGACACCCUCGACAUGAGAGAUGCUCAGUUGUCCUCCGCAUCGCUCCCACGUUCCUCAGGUUUGGAUCCUUUGAAAUCUUCAAGCAGGCAGACGAGUUCACGGGCCGUCAGGGUCCCAGCUAUGGACGCGAUGAGAUCCGAGGUCAGAUGAUGGAUUACGUCAUCGAGAUGUUUUACCCUGAGAUCCAGCAGGACUACCCAGACCGAGUGGAGCGGAACGUGGCUUUUUUCAGAGAGGUGAUGGUUCGUACGGCUCGUCUCGUGGCACAGUGGCAGUGUGUAGGUUUCUGUCACGGAGUCCUGAACACAGACAACAUGAGCAUCCUGGGACUCACGCUGGACUAUGGUCCAUACGGCUUUAUGGACAGGUUUGAUCCAGAUUUCAUUUGCAACGCUUCCGAUAACUCCGGCCGUUACUCCUACCAGGCCCAGCCGGCUAUCUGCAGGUGGAACCUGGUGAAACUAGCGGAGGCUCUUGCUCCAGAGCUGCCACCAGACCGUGCUGAGGCUGUCAUGGAUGAGUACCUGGAUCUCUAUAAUGGGUUCUACCUAGAGAACAUGAGGAAGAAGUUGGGCUUAUUGAAGAAGGAGGAGCCUGAGGAUGAAAUUCUGAUCACUGAGCUGCUGCAGACCAUGCACAACACAGGCGCUGACUUCACAAACACCUUCCGCAGCCUGAGUCAAAUUUCCUGUCCCGCUGAGGGAGAAAGUGAAGGAGAAGAGGAGCUUGUUAAAAAAGCCACAGACCUCCUGCUGGAACAGUGUGCCUCCUUAGAGGAGCUGAAGGCUGCCAACAAACCUACUAUGGAUCCACGUGAGCUGGCGAUGCUGCUCUCUAUGGCUCAGAGCAACCCAGCGCUGUUCCAGAUGAUCUCAGACAGGAUGGCAAUAGCGCGGCAGUUAGAGAGACUCAGCAGACUGAAAGACCUGAUGGAGACCAGCCAGGAAGAGCUGAAAACCAAACACGCUGAGGAGUGGACCUGCUGGAUCACACGCUAUAGGAAGCGUCUGGGGCGUGAGCUGGAGGGCCAGAGUGAUGUGCAGGCUGUGCAGGAGGAGAGGGUGAGGGUGAUGGACAGCACCAACCCUCGCGUGGUGCUCAGGAACUACAUUGCCCAGAAUGCAAUAGAGGCUGCUGAGAAUGGAGACUUCUCUGAGGUUCAGCGGGUCCUCAAGGUUCUGGAGAAGCCCUUUUCUUCCCAGCCAGGUCUGGAGCUUCCUGCGUGGGUGGGCGGAGGCGGUGCCACCGAACAGGGAGAAAGGGACGAAGGACAGGAGGAACAGCCAGAGGCUGCAUCUGCAUCCACAGCCACAGCUAGAAAUCCUGUUCCCUAUGACAGCAAGCCCCCAGCUUGGGCCCGUGAAAUCUGUGUCACAUGAUCUUCGUAGUAACUUUCCUGAUUGUUAGCUUGCCUGCCUAAAAUGACAAGAGAGUUUAUUGGUCUUUAAUUCCUUUUUUUUUUUUUUUUUACCUUUUAUAUCCCUCCCCUGUCUUCCAUUCACUGUACAGCUCUCUGUUUCUUUGGCAGGCAGCAUCAGGGAAGUUAGCAUGAGGCACGACACACCACAGGCUGCCUAGCUGAUACAAAGCAGACAGGGAAUGAGUUGAGUUUGGUCGUACAAACACAUGAAAUUACAAAUAUGAUGUUGCCAUGUCUGGUGAAAAGCUCUUGACCAAGUGACUGGGUCACCUUGAAACCUAUGGGUGGAUUUUUUGUGAAUGUGUAAGAUGCAUUAAAUGAAGGGAAAUGUAGUUUAUGAAAUACAUUUAGAGGGAAUUUUCAUAUUUCUUGUGACUUUUCAACUUUACAAAAAAAGAUCCUCAGCUUGUUCCCUGUCUGUUUUGUCUUUAGGUAGCUAUUAAUGAUGACUCAGACAACAAGUCCUACAGUGACCUGUCUGACUCUGAUAAACUGUGUCACCUCAACCAAAUAUGUACCAAAUAUGAUGUGUGUGUGUGUGUGUGAAUGUGAAUGAGAUAAUGUUUUAGACAUGCUUGUGUGUGAAAAGGAAUGAUUGCACUUUGUCAGACGAGCCGCAGUAGAGAAACACGCACAAUAUAUGCUCCUAUCAUAGAAAACACUGAAUUUUGUCAUAGCACGAUUUUAUAGGCACAGAACCACAAACACAACUCACGAUUGUUUAAUUUAAUAUGUUGAAUUAGUAUCAAAACUGACAUUGAUUUGGAGUUGAGUGAAGGAAAAAAAUGGAACUGCAUGUUUGAAUGUUUGAGUUUGGCUGUGACCAUGUAAACAUCAUAGAGGAAGUUAUUUUUUUUAAUAUAAAUUGUAUCACAAAUGUGACUCCAGACCUUUCCAGGUGUAAUGAAGCCAUUACGCCUGGACUUCCGCCCCAACUAAUGACAGAAAAUGAAAUAAGAUUUUGUUUCAGAGUUUUAUUUUUGCUUAAAAAAUAGGAAACAACAUUUUGAGCUCCUCCUCAGUUAUAGCCUUAACCUGUCCUAAUAAACUGAGCAGUGAAUA
Molecule: messenger RNA, 3284 nt
Organism: Toxotes jaculatrix (banded archerfish)
Lineage: Eukaryota; Metazoa; Chordata; Actinopteri; Toxotidae
Gene: selenoo1
Product: selenoprotein O1
Exons: 9
Source: RefSeq, a predicted model, not a curated record